AUGCAGAUGUCCAUUAUUCUCGCCGCCGGCGUCGGCAGGGCCGUCAUGGCAGCCGUCCAGAUGCCACAGAACGGCACUGCUACCCCCGCCGCUGCCUCGCUCAUGUCUAUGCCCGAGACCGUUGGCGAGUUCGACCUCGUCGGCUGUGCCGGUGACGGGGCCGACUUUGCCAACUUUCAGAUGGUUGCCCAGUCUGCGCUCAUGUCCCUGAACUUGUGCGCUGCCAGCUGCCCGAACAAGUACUUUGCCACCCACGACGAUGAGUGCCACUGCGCUGAUGCGACCGCAGAGGAUAUGACUCAAACCACUCCUAGUAGCUGCGCCAUUCCCUGCCCCGGCAAUGACAAGGAGGCCUGCGGUGGUGCAGCCGCUGCCCUCUCUAGCCGCGGCGCCGGCGGCAAGCUCUGCACCGUCUACGUCCGCCGCCCCAAGCCCAAGGUACAGACCAAGAUCGAGUACCAUGUGCACACCAUCACGGCCUGCCCUCCUACCGUCGUGCACUGCCCUGCCGCGCCCCACGUCACCACCGAGACCAAGACCAUCACCACCGAGGUCUGCCCUGAGCCCGAGUGGCACAAGAAGAAGAUUGUCUGCUACGGCGGCCACUGCGCGCCCGAGUACCCCUGCCACGGCGAGGACUGCAAGCGCGAGCGCGUCAUCUGCCACGACGAGCACUGCUGGACCGAGACCUGCGAUGAAGACGAGGACUGGAGCAAGCUCGUCAUCUACAAGGGCGACGACGACUGCCACUACGCCCCCGGCUGCCGGGGUGAUGACUGCAAUAGGAAGGUUGUCUGCUACGACGGCAAAUGCGUAAUCGAAAAGUGCGUCGACGAUGAGUGCUCCAAGAACCUCCUCUGCCACGACGAUCACGAGUGCCACCAUGCCAAAUGCGACAACGGCGAGCAGUGCCACCAGAAGAUGAUGUGCCACGGCAACGACUGCUCCUUUGUCCCCCCUUGCUAUGGCGAGCAUUGCCCCAAGGCUCCUCUCCCCAAGCCCAGCGGUUCCAAGCCGACUCCUGCCCCCGGCUACUACAAUAAGGGCGACAAUGAGCACAACGGCUGCCACAAGGGUGACCAUGAAAAUGACGGCUGCGAUAAGGGUGACAAUGAACACAACGGCUGUCACAAGGGUGACCAUGAAGAUAACCGCUGCAAUAAGGGCGACAACGAACAUAAUGGCUACAAUAAGGGUGACAAUGAGCACAACGGCUACAAUAAGGCUGACAAUGAACACAACGGCUACAACAAGGGCAGCGACGAGAAAAUCGACUACAACCACGGCAACAAUGGCAAGUCGGACCAGAACGGCGACUACGGCUGCCAUCUUCCCUACUGCAAGCCGGCCCCCGGUGGCAGUGCCAGCAGCACCGGUGCUCCUCGCCCUACCUACCCCCCCAUGGUCAUGGUCGGUGGUGCUGAGCGCAACGGUGCCACUCUCUUCGGUGUCCUCGCCGGUUUUGCCAUGCUUCUGUAG
Cordyceps militaris CM01 is the source of this 1479-nucleotide messenger RNA. RefSeq lists its product as uncharacterized. The record is from RefSeq and is a predicted model, not a curated record. NCBI's taxonomy places the organism in Eukaryota, Fungi, Ascomycota, Sordariomycetes, Hypocreales, Cordycipitaceae. The transcript has 2 exons. Bases 1 to 1479 code for a protein of 492 amino acids.